UUGCAAGUUGAACACGCGGGCGCUAACAUGAAAAUUUUACUCCUUCUGCUCUUCAUACAAACGGCCUGGGCUGCGCCAGCUGCUCGCUUGGAAACAGAUCCUGAGCUUACAGCUGGCUACUAUGAGGGUGACAUGCUAAUGGACUCACAACAACGUAAUGGAGUACGUAAUGAAAGUCUUCGCUGGCCCGAUCGCGUAGUGCUCUAUCACAUCAACAGCAACAUAGAUGCGGCGCAUCGCAAUCACAUACUGCUGGGCCUGCAAAUCCUUGAGCUGAACUCCUGUCUGCGCUUCAAGGCCGCCGACAUUAGCCGCGAUACUUACUAUGUAAACGUUACCUCCGAGGAUGGCGGCUGCUUUAGCUACGUCGGCUUUCGUGAUCAAGUGCAGCAACUGAAUCUGCAGUAUUAUCCGCUGGAUACGGGCUGCUAUCGUCUGGGCACAAUUGUGCACGAGUUUCUGCAUGCCUUGGGCUUCUAUCAUCAGCACAGCUCCUCGGAUCGCGAUGAUUAUGUGCGCAUUGCUAAGGAGUAUAUACUGGACGGCAAGGAGAGCAAUUUCAACAAGUACAACGAAACGGUUGUGGAUGAAUACGAUCAGAUCUACGACUACGGCAGCGUCAUGCAGUAUACGGCUUAUGCCUUUUCCAAGAAUGGCGAAAUGACCAUAGUGCCGUUGAAAGAGGGCGCCGAGCAGCAGAUGGGCCAGCGUCUGCAGAUGAGUCAGUCGGAUAUUAAGAAACUAAAUGUCAUGUACAAGUGUCCACAGCGCGUCUGAUGUGCCUCGGCACGUGUAAGCUUGUAAUGUAAAGCGAAAAGGUUAUAAAUUAAAUAAUAUAUGAGUCAAAGCGAUAA
Drosophila busckii is the source of this 854-nucleotide messenger RNA. Its product is annotated as seminal metalloprotease 1-like. Bases 28 to 777 code for a protein of 249 amino acids. Gene Ontology annotation, molecular function: metalloendopeptidase activity; zinc ion binding. Gene Ontology annotation, biological process: proteolysis. The transcript has 2 exons. Lineage: Eukaryota; Metazoa; Arthropoda; Insecta; Diptera; Drosophilidae. The record is from RefSeq and is a predicted model, not a curated record.